Molecule: messenger RNA, 3234 nt
Organism: Vitis riparia (riverbank grape)
Lineage: Eukaryota; Viridiplantae; Streptophyta; Magnoliopsida; Vitales; Vitaceae
Product: pentatricopeptide repeat-containing protein At5g55740, chloroplastic
Exons: 1
Coding region: 94-2670 (858 amino acids)
Biological process (GO): RNA modification
Molecular function (GO): RNA binding; protein binding
Source: RefSeq, a predicted model, not a curated record
UUAUUUUCUUUUGAUGACGGAAAUGCCCUUCCCAUUUUCUAUGGCACCCACCACCACGCUAUCUUCUCUCCCUCUGCUUGUGGUUGUACAUGCAUGGCUUCUCUUCCUAUUUCCACCACGCCAAACCCACAUACAUCUCAUUUCAAACCUAGAAAAUCUUCAAAAUUUGCAUCGACCCGUCUCGCAAAACUCCAAGGAAAAGACGAGAAUCGUCGAAGUUUAUACAAAUCUUACUUCCACCACAUCUCCUCGCUAUGUAAAGAUGGACAUCUACAGGAAUCCGUACACCUUCUUUCUGAAAUGGAGUUUGAAGAUUUCCAAAUUGGGCCGGAAAUUUACGGAGAGCUCCUUCAGGGAUGCAUCUACGAGCGUGCCCUUCACACUGGUCAGCAAAUUCACGCCCGAAUUCUUAAGAACGGGGAUUUCUUUGCUAAAAAUGAGUAUGUUGAAACGAAACUAGUGGUUUUCUAUGCCAAAUGCGACUUUCCGGAGGUGGCCGUACGUUUAUUUCACAGACUCCGUGUGCGGAACGUCUUCUCUUGGGCUGCCAUUGUUGGGCUGCAGUGUAGAAUGGGUUUUAGUGAAGAUGCUUUACUGGGUUUCAUUGAAAUGCAAGAGAAUGGGGUUUUUCCGGAUAAUUUUGUUCUUCCGAAUGUACUGAAGGCUUGUGGUAGUUUGCAGUUGAUUGGUCUUGGGAAAGGAGUUCAUGGUUACGUAUUGAAGAUGGGUUUUGGAGCGUGUGUCUUUGUUUCAAGUAGCCUUGUUGAUAUGUAUGGGAAGUGUGGGGUUUUGGAGGAUGCAAGGAAGGUGUUUGAUAGUAUGAUCGAGAAAAACGUAGUGGCCUGGAACUCGAUGAUUGUAGGAUAUGUUCAAAAUGGGCUCAACCAGGAAGCUAUUGAUGUAUUCUAUGACAUGAGAGUGGAAGGCAUUGAACCAACAAGAGUCACUGUGGCAAGCUUCCUUUCGGCAUCUGCCAAUUUAGAUGCUCUUAUAGAGGGUAAGCAGGGGCAUGCAAUUGCAAUUUUAAGCAGUUUAGAUUUGGAUAAUAUUUUGGGUAGUUCAAUUAUAAACUUCUAUUCAAAGGUUGGUUUGAUUGAGGAUGCCGAGUUAGUUUUUAGUAGAAUGCUUGAGAAAGAUGUGGUGACAUGGAAUUUGCUCAUUUCUAGUUAUGUUCAACAUCAGCAGGUUGGUAAGGCAUUGAAUAUGUGCCAUCUGAUGAGAUCAGAAAAGUUGAGAUUCGACUCUGUAACUCUGUCAUCCAUAUUGUCUGCCUCUGCUGUUACAAGCAAUAUAAAACUUGGCAAAGAGGGCCACUGUUAUUGUAUUAGGAGAAACCUUGAAUCGGAUGUGGUUGUCGCGAGUAGCAUCAUUGAUAUGUAUGCCAAAUGUGAAAGAAUUGAUGAUGCAAGAAAAGUAUUCAACUCCACAACUGAAAGAGAUCUUGUUUUGUGGAAUACCCUACUGGCUGCUUACGCACAGGUGGGUCUAAGUGGUGAAGCCUUGAAAUUGUUCUAUCAGAUGCAGUUUGACAGUGUACCACCAAAUGUGAUAUCAUGGAAUUCGGUAAUUUUGGGAUUCCUGAGAAAUGGUCAGGUUAAUGAGGCAAAGGACAUGUUCUCACAGAUGCAGUCCCUUGGGUUCCAGCCUAACCUCAUCACUUGGACUACCCUUAUCUCUGGUUUAGCUCAAAGUGGAUUUGGCUAUGAAGCAAUUCUGUUUUUCCAGCAAAUGCAGGAAUCAGGAAUCCGACCUAGUAUUGCCAGCAUUACCAGUGUACUUUUGGCUUGUACAGAUAUACCCUCAUUGUGGUAUGGAAGAGCCAUUCAUGGCUUCAUUACAAGGCAUGAAUUUUGCUUGUCUGUUCCAGUUGCAACUUCUUUAGUGGACAUGUAUGCUAAAUGUGGAAGCAUAGAUGAAGCAAAGAAAGUGUUUCAUAUGAUGUCAAGCAAAGAGUUGCCUAUCUAUAAUGCAAUGAUUUCUGCUUAUGCAUUACAUGGUCAAGCUGUAGAAGCUCUUGCACUAUUUAAACAUCUGCAGAAGGAAGGUAUAGAACCAGAUAGCAUAACCUUCACCAGCAUUUUAUCAGCAUGCAGCCAUGCUGGGCUCGUGAAUGAAGGUUUGAAUCUUUUUGCUGAUAUGGUUUCUAAACACAAGAUGAAUCCAAUUAUGGAGCAUUAUGGUUGUGUGGUUAGUCUUCUUUCACGAUGUGGUGAUUUGGAUGAAGCUCUUAGGCUUAUUCUCACAAUGCCAUUUCAACCUGAUGCACAUAUAUUAGGAUCAUUGCUUACUGCUUGCAGAGAACACCACGAAAUUGAACUUGGGGAGUAUUUAUCCAAACACUUGUUUAAAUUGGAACCCAGUAAUUCAGGAAACUAUGUAGCGCUUUCAAAUGCAUAUGCCGCAGCAGGAAGGUGGGUUGAGGUAUCAAACAUGAGGGAUUUGAUGAAAGUAAGGGGCCUGAGGAAGAAUCCUGGAUGCAGCUGGAUUCAAACUGGAGGCAAACUUAAUGUUUUUGUUGCUGGGGAUGGAUCACACCCAAAAACCAAGGAAAUUUAUGCAAUGCUGGCUAUGCUGCUAAGUGAAAUGCGAUUUAUGGGAUAUGUUCCUAUGGCUAGUAAUGAAGAAAAUCUCUGCUCUAGAGCGCAAAAGUUCAUCCCUGGAUUCAAAUGAAGUGAUUUGAAGAACUCCAAGAGAUAGGCAGGUUAUUGAGAGGAAAAUAAGGGUACAACGAUUGCUGCAGACAACUCCAGGGCAUUCUGAGAUAUCUACAUACAUAGGCUGCUUCUGAAAGAAAAAUGUGUUACAUUAAUAGCCUGGAAGAUGAAUUCAAAGUUUCUGAGGAUAAGGAAGAGUCUCAAAGACCUGAGUGGCAAAAAAACUCAUGACAUGGAGGUUACUUGUGAGAAGCUGAAAAGACUCUCAUUCCUAUCAACCAAGAGCCAAACAUUAUGAAAACCAUACGGAAGCUGUUAGAUGUGAAUGGUGACUUAAAGUUCCAUUUGGAUUCUGCUCAAGGCAGUUCUUGUAUAGAUGUAGUUGAGUUUAAAAGUGACCAUCAUUCUCAAGGUUGUUAUGUAAAUAUGCAGUUGAGUUAGAACACACACCAAUUAAAAUUUCUUGGUUAGAAUUGCUGUUCAUCAGCUCUGACUGAUCAUGACUGGCUUUCCAUGGAAGUGAUGUGUCUUGUAGUAGACAACUUUUGAAUAAAAAGGUGAAAAAAAUAAAGUUGAUCUA